Cuscuta campestris is the source of this 1254-nucleotide messenger RNA. Lineage: Eukaryota; Viridiplantae; Streptophyta; Magnoliopsida; Solanales; Convolvulaceae. The record is from the annotation of a GenBank genome assembly.
CUCGACUCAGUUCGAUACUCUUUCGUCUAGUCUCCUAGGACCCAGGUUCCAUAACCCAACAUUGGUGCUCUCAUUGAGAGUGUCGGACACAUCAAGCGUGCUCCAAGAAUGGCUAGAUCAAGAAGAGUGACCACGUCAUCCGCCGCCAACGCCGGUGGCGGCCUCCGGAUGACCUUCACAACGCCAAUCGGCGCGUGUCAAGACGAUCUGGACGUCAGCAUUAACGACGUUACUAGCCAAAACACCACUGACCUCCGUCAUCGCAUUCCUAGGCGGCGAGCGGCGAACGUUGGAGGAUCUCAAGAACCCACCCAACAGGUGCCGGUUCAGAGCGCCGGCGUACUGACCCAGCCCCCUAAUGGACUCGUACGUAAGGGAGGCAUGGUGCUGCCUAGUGACUUCAGCUCACCACUUUUCCAAUUCGAUGAGACCUCUGGCGUGAGGGCUCCUGGCGUGGACCCUAGUGGGUUUUGGGCAAUGAUGAGGGCGAUGAUAUUCAACCAGCCCAUGACUGGCUUCCAAGUAUCGAUCUCAGUGCCACAGCCAACGUUCCAGCCUGAGGGACGCCGCGAGGGCCUGCAAAACGUUGCGGAAAACACGAAGCUUUUUGCCCACCAUUUGAAAGGUUUGAUGACAGACUCCCGUCUGGGUCCUUUGACGGGAGAGCACGACAAGAAAGAGUCGAGCUGUUCCAAGCAGCGGGACAACGGUAAGGUCCUAGAACGACGGGUGAACAAGAAGCAAACCAGCCGUCGAGAUAGGGACACGGCGAGUAAGCACCGUGAACCCCUGAAGGUAGGACAAGAUGAAAGCGAGUCACAUGUAUCCAUGUUUAGCCGGAUGUGGGUGCCGGCAACGGACAGAUUGCAUGGCCGACGGAAUGCUUUCACACAAGAUGGGGCGGGGAAGACACAGAUGCUUUGUGAAGAACGGUGUGAACGUCACCGAGAAGCUCAGCCCGACAGAAUUGUUACAAAUAUACAAAUUAGUUAUUAUCCCAUUGUUUAAUCCUACUCCUUAAAUUGUCGUAAGUGUGUGACCCGUAUAGGCCCUUAUAAAGCUGGCCAUAUUAUUGGCUCUGCACCAAUACUAUAAACAAUAAGUGGUAUCUAGCAACACAUUAUUGCCCCUAGAUUAUAAGUUAAGACGUUUGCACCGUCAAAACCUUUCCACGACUCAAACUCCGUGUAACUGUAUCCCUUUGUCUCAAUGUCUAGACUUAAUGCAAGGGAUUAAUAAAAUCCAACUUGUAUC